Molecule: messenger RNA, 591 nt
Organism: Coccomyxa subellipsoidea C-169
Lineage: Eukaryota; Viridiplantae; Chlorophyta; Trebouxiophyceae; Coccomyxaceae
Exons: 5
Coding region: 1-591 (196 amino acids)
Source: RefSeq, a predicted model, not a curated record
AUGUCUAAAGGUUCCUCAUCACCCAGCAUCGAGUCUCCCAGCGAGAGAGUGACUGCUCUGCCGAGCUCGCCAGCGGAGCUGCUGAGAUACAUAUCCUCAGAGCCAUACAAGCAAGCACAGCAGGAGCUGCAGGAACGGGUGUCUACCAGCUACGAGGUGUUGGAGGGGUCGCCCUGGGUCAUGUCCAGGCCGGUGUAUGUGCUGGCAUCCAAGCAGGCGGACAGGGAGGCAGGACUCACGCACACACUCCGCGCGCGCGUGUCUCGGCCAGAAGCAGAGAAUGAGCUCUCAAGGGUGUUGGGCAGGCGGCGAGCGGAUGGGAGGAGCUUGAUUUCGGUGUUGGAGAUGCGAGACGGCAUCAUAACGUUUGAGAGCGAGGCUGAUGCGCAGAGAUAUGGCGCCCUGCUGGAGGCUGAGGGCCACCUGGAGGUGGCGGUGAUGCGCGCUGACUCGCACGAGCUGUUCAGGGCGUCGCAGAGCGUGCGCAGCGUGGUCGUGCUGCUUCGCUCCGGCUGCCACCUGCCCCAGCCAGACCAGCUGGCCGCUGCUCUGCGCAGCAAGCGCUCCCUGGAAGACAGCAUUGAUGACUAA